Molecule: messenger RNA, 1062 nt
Organism: Rotaria sordida
Lineage: Eukaryota; Metazoa; Rotifera; Eurotatoria; Philodinida; Philodinidae
Source: the annotation of a GenBank genome assembly
AUGGAAGGUAAUAUUCAAUUUUGGAUAAUUAAUGGUGUAACUAUUGCUCUUCUUGUUAGUUCAUUAUUUCUUAUUUUUUCAUAUGUCAUUGUCAUUUUUUUAAUAUUUAUUCUUCCUUUAACAAUCUAUUUUCUCUUCAAUUAUUUUUCUGUACCACAAUGUCGAAGAUCUGUUAAUCAAUUUAAAAAUAUAACAAUUGCACAUCGUGGUGGUCAACCAUUAAUACCAUCGGAUGAUAAUGAUUUUCCUGAAAAUACAAUGGCUGCUUAUCGAUGGGCAUCAAAUAUAAAUGGUAUUGAUUGUAUUGAAUUAGAUGUAUGGUUAAGUCGAGAUCAUAUUCCAAUGGUUAAUCAUGAUGCUUAUUUAGAACAUACAUUUGCUAAUUGUCAACAAUUUAUAUCAUCAUUAACAUGUGCUGAAUUAAAACAAUUAAAAUAUUUAAAAAAAAAUAAAUCUGAUAUAUAUAAUCAAAUAGGUUGUGAAAUAAUAUCAACUUUAGAAGAAGUUAUUAUUUUUUUAGAACCAACAAAACUUAAAUUAAUUAUUGAAAUUAAAGAAUUAAAUAAAAAAGAUGAGAUGGCAAAGAUUAUUAAUAAUCUAUUUGAACGAUAUCCAUUUUUAUAUGAUCGUGCUUUUUGUGCUGCUUUUCAUCCAUAUAAUAUAUAUGCAAUUCGUCGUUUAAAUCCAUCUAUAGCAACAGGAUUUAUAUCUGUACCAGAUAUAACAACACUUAUUAUUCUUAAUGCUCAUCAUACUCCACGACCUUUGCCAAUUUUUUUGAUUCACAAUGUUAUACUUCGAUGGAUAAUUGAUUCAUUUUUUAUGUUGUUGGCUACACCAACUGGUUUGAAAUUUUUAGGAGCUGAUAUAAUUUGUAUUGAACAUCGACAAGUUUCACAAAAUUUAUUAGAUAAAUACGGAAAAGCACAAAUUGUUGUAUGUGCAUGGUGUGUUAAUCAACCAGAACAACGACAAUGGUUAGCAGCUAAUGGAGUUUCAGUUAUUACGGAUACACUUUUUGAUAUUAUUGAUAAAUCAUAUAUGAUUCAAAAUGAAUCAUAG